UGUUGCUGUUGCUCGCAGCAAUAUCUGAGGAAAUUUUUAGAGUGUGCAACUUGCAGGAGUGUGCAAAAAAAAUUUUGGAGUGUGCAACUGCAUUUGCGACAUAAACAAUUGUGUGACCCUUAAUUUCUAAACGUGGAACACAGCAGAUAUGGAGCCGGAAGCUGCACACUGGAGCGCAAUUUUGCCCAUUUACUGCUUAAAAAGGCUGCCCUUGUCAUUAUACCGCAGUAUCUGCCACGCUGAUUUUUUUGACGGCGCAGUCAAGUCCAUCCUUCAGAACCACAAAGACUGUGCGGAGGAAAAAAAGCUUCUAUCGGAUUUAACUCGGAUAGAGCGGUUGAUUACCCACAGCUUAUUGUUAGCUGAAAAUUCGGACAACGCUAGGGCUCCGCUAUCGCUAUUGGAUCACAUCGUGAACCAGUGCAGCAAACAGUUUUGUCAACACGACCAUUUCUUCCUGGAGAGAUACUACGUACAUUUGCUCAAUAAAAACCAGGCGAAAACUUAUAAAAAAAUCAGAGAUGUCUUUGACCGAAUGUACGAGCCAUCUAUUCAAGGAAUAUUUGGAGAAACGAUAAACUUCCCGCUUCCCGCGAAUUAUAUUCCCAGGAUUAGCGUGCUGCGAGAAGUGCAAGCCGCCAUGCGACAAAAACUUCCUAGCCGUUUAUUUCAGAGUGGUUGCACCCAAUGUAUAGUCAUUGCUGGGAAUUCCCGAUGCGGUAAAACAGCGGUAUUGGCGAAUGUCCUUAGGGACAUUCAACUUCGGGAGAUAUUUGCUUCUAUCACCGCAGUAAAGUUUGGCGAAGAUGAAGAUGUCGAUGGUUUAAUGGACGACACCUUGGCCGACGCUAAAAGGCAAAAACUUUCGCGGAUCGAAUCCCAUUUGCUGGUUUUGGACAAUCUUAUGGAUGCCAGUGCAGUCGCAGUAAAACACAUGGAUUCGCUAGCACAGUUUUACAAGUGCAUCAUCAUUACGACAAGAGCAUGGAAGUGCGAGCCCAAGUCUCAGCGUUGCAAAUACAGUGCCGCUGAUAUCGGGAGUGGCUUUACCAUCGCAGAAUCCACAGCAUUUUUCUGCUCGAUGUUUGAUUGUAAAAGCGAAGAACUGCCGAUACCGCUUCUAAACACAAUAAAUCAGAUCCACGAAUACUGCCAAGGAUGCCCACUGCGCCAAAGAAUUAUUUACACCAUGGCACGCAAAACACAUAAUUUGUCAUGCCAACCGCAGGAUUUUGGGAGAUGGCGUCAGUUCUUUCAAAACCUCAAGAACCCAAGCGUGUCUUCAACAAGGGAGCGUGGCACUUCCAUCGAUCAGGACGACAGCGGUUGGGCGCUUUUGCCAACGCCUACCCCGACUACUAGCUCAUCUCCGCGGUCAGAUUCGGAAUCGGAAGCCGAGUACGACGUGAUAGAAAUGCAACCGACAGCGCAAUUUCAAGCGGCAGAAUUUCCGCUGGAAUAUCAUGGAGCAGUGUGUACUACCGGCGUCAACUUCUCACGCACGCCUAAGCGCAUUCAGCUGGAAUCUUCCACAAAAAAACCCUCGCGUGAUAUUUUCGGCAAUUUAAUAACUCGGGGAAAAUUAUUUCCGCCGACGAAACCUACACAAAAGAGGUCUACAAAGAGAUGGGAUCACAUAGCUCCACAAAUGGUUGAGCUGCACACGCACGGCACUUUUCGAUACAGUUUAACGGAGAAGUAUCGCCUGAAAGUUCCAUAUGGAAGGAGUAGCAUUUACACUGGACACUGUGUUGAAAGAAAGUGUCCGGUGGCAAUUAAGAAAACCGUGUGGAGCAAUCAAGAACAGAGAGCCAUUGAUGUCGCAGUCAAGAAAGUGCAGAUCGAAUUCAAUAUUGUAGCGAAUCUGAAUCAUGGAAGUAUUCUUCGUUACUACGACUUAGCGGUGCAGUUAGUCGAUCGUCAAAUCCUGCUUUUCAUGGAGCACUGUAACGGGGGUUGUCUGAAAAAAGUCAUUGAGCGCGGAUCGUCACUUCCAAAGGUCAAGUCUUACCUGAUGCAAAUUCUUGAUGGCGUCAAUUAUCUGCAUCAGCGACGAAUUUUUCAUUUGGACUUAAAGACCGAGAACAUAUUUCUUGCCAAAGAUGACCACAUAAAAAUCGGAGAUUUCGGUGAAGUUUUUUCUCCAGACUCCUCUGAUUGUUUGCUGUUUGAUGGUGACAUGCGUGGUACGGGUCACUACAUGUCACCGGAAAUGAUCUGCCAAAAUGGGACUUCUUUGUCAGAGAUCGGCCGACCGUCUGAUAUUUGGAGUUUCGGAUGCAUUGCUUUGGAACUGCUAACGCAACACGCUCCUUCCUACAGAAAAACAUGUCCAGGUGGAGAAAUAAUUGAGUUACAACUACAAGAAGCAAUCUGGUACUACAUUGCCGCCACACCCGGGAGCAGGCCAUACAUUCCCGAGAGUCUGGACGUGCUUGCAUCGGAUUUCGUGCAGUACUGCUUUAAACGAGACUAUGCACUCCGCCCAUCCGCCGCGGAGCUGCUAACUCACCAGUUUCUGUUGCAUCCUCGCCAGUCUGCCCCCAUCUUGAGACUCGGCACGUGUUUAUACAUGUCCCGACGCUGCACUCUCCCGCGCACUGCCUCUUUAUCCGAAAUGGCGCACCAUGAAGCGUUGCACUGGUCCACGGCGCUGCCCAUCCAGUCUCUCCGCAAACUACCCUGCAGUCUGUACAAAAAGAUGUCCGACCGUUUCGAUCUGACCAUUGUGAUUGAGUCCGUGCUGCAGAGUCAGGACUGCGAGAAGGAGCAGACAUUAUGCAUCGAUGUACAGAAUCUGGAGAAACUGUCCAAGACACCGUACAUUCGCCUAGCGCUGUCUAGUCUGGAUCAUUUCAUCACCCACACCAUCGCCACGGGAAAGACGAAGGAAUUCUGCGAGCAUUCCGUGCAUUUUUUCAACCGAUAUUUAAAUGCGUUAUUAGAGCGCAGCCACACUGAAUUAUUUAAGGAUAUUAUUGCCGCGUUUGACGGGAUGGUUCGUCCGCAUUUGAUUCGGGCGCUGUCGGGGCAGGCGGCCGAUUUUCCCCUGCCACCGAAUUACGUUCCCCGCAUUGCACUGGUAAACCAUGCUACGCAUUUAGUAUCCAAGGCGCUGAAAAUCAGGAAGGCCUCCACAUUGUCGGCGGCUGGGGGAACGUGGGUGGUUAUUUCCGGGGAAGGCAGUUGUGGGAAGACGGCGGUGCUGGCCAAUGUACUGCGGACCAUACAGGUGGAGGAUGCGGGGCGUCUGGAUCACAUUACGGCGGAGAAAUUCGACGAAGACUCCAAUAUUGAAGAAGAACUAAAGAGAAUCGCUGCGCAGAACAGGAGGACACCCGCAUCGCCGCUGGCAUGCAAUCUCUUGGUUCUGGAUAAUGUGUUCCAGUGGAACAAAGAGGCGUCGAAACAGGCGGAGUUGCUGAGUACAUUUUACAAAUGCGUUAUAGUUACCACGAGAGACACCGAUUUGGCGAAAAAGCUGAAAACGCACGUGGAAGCUGUCAGCGUCCCGGAAGGUUUCAACGUGGACGAGUCUAUUGCAUUUUUUUGCUCGGUUUUUAAAUGCAACGAAAAGGAAAUUCCAACCGAGCUGAAGAUGAUAAUAAAGAAAAUGCAUGCUUAUACCAACGGAUCACCGCUUAAAUUGCGCAUUAUCCUCACAACUGCAUGGCGUACUUUGAAAUUAACCGCGAAAGGACGUGAUUUACCCAGAUGGCGGCAGUAUCUCGACACUUUGAAAUAUUCAACAGGAGCUAGCAGUUUUGAAGGCGGCGAAGGUUUGCUGGAGCGAGCGGUUGACGAUGACUGGCUGCUUGUUGAUCAAACACCAUCAACUUCCCCGACGCCAUCCGCUGCAGUGCGAAGUAAACCAGUUUUUGAUGUCAGAAAGUUUCUGCCGGUUAAAGGUGCCAAAACAAUGCGGAGCAGACAACGGCGAGAUACCAAGUCACCGGUGCGGCAGCAGGAAAUAGACGACGAGGAUUUUUAUGAUGUUGAACCUUCCGAUAUUCGGCCUUUACACGGAACCUCGAUUAGAGCAAAAGAAGAAGGACCGUCAUACCAGGUUGGAGGGGGAAUGCCUAGAAUGGUUAGACACUCUCUGGAACGGACUCCUUCUUCUGCCGAGUACUCUCCGGAACGGGUUCAGCUCCGGGAAGACGGAAUUCGAGAUUCCACUCCCUCUUCUGCGGAAGAGUCACUUAGAUUGCAGCCGGAUGGAAUCCCCAGUAUGCCAUCUGUAGCGGCGGCUCCGCGUGGUCUGCUCAUGAACUUCCAGCCGGCUCUGACGCCCUUCAAUUUCCAAAUGUCCUUCCCUCAGGCUGGGGCGCUGGACUCGCAUCUGCAGGUGGAAGAACUCGAGUCCGCAUUGACCUUCCGCCCGCCAACUAUCCCCUGCGCUAUCGAGAAGGAACCGUCACUACGGCGCAAAUCUUUGCCAUCCGGUCCACCUCCCAAACUGACGUAUUCGUGUAGUUUUGAUGAACAGAACUGCCUGGGCGCUGGACGCAGUAAAGUCUACCGAGCCACUAGGAAAGACAACGGGCAACCGAUUGCUGUCAAACGGAUCGAGGUGGCGGCUCACGAUGACCAUGACCAGGAAGUGGAGAGUGUGUAUAAAGAGUUUAAAGUGGUCUCCAGGCUGAACCAUCAGAAUAUUCUGAAGUAUUACGAUAUGGAUGUCAAGGCGGAUGAUCGGAUUAUUUUGCUAUUAAUGGAAUUGUGCGACGGAGGGUCGUUGAAAAGUGCCGCAAAAACUCGCCUUUCACUGAGCCAGACACAGGGUUAUCUCACCCAGCUGUUAGACGGUCUGCAGUAUCUCCACGCACAGAAAAUCUACCAUCUGGAUUUGAAAGGCGAGAACGUUUUCCUCACUUCCGACGGUCUGGUAAAAAUCGGGGACUUUGGAGAAAUGGCAUCCCUGGAGCGGUCUUUCAGCGGCCCUGAAGAUAAUGCCUUCGUAGCCAAUAUUGGAACCGUCAUGUACAUGUCCCCGGAAAUGAUCCGGGGUGACGAUGUGGCCGUUAUCGGGCAGCCAUCCGAUGUGUGGAGUUUCGGUUGCGUCGCGCUGGAACUGCUGACCGGUCGUACACCAAGAUACCAGAAACAACAGCGCGACGGUAGUGUUUCGCCAUUGUCGGAGCCGAUGCCCAUCAUGUUCUUCGUGGGAAGUGGUGGACGGCCGCACAUUCCCGAGGAUCUGGAUAGCGUGGCUGUGGAGUUUCUGGAGCAGUGCUUUAAAAGGGACAUUACAAAGCGAUGGUCCGCAGAGCAGCUACGCGGCCAUGGGUUUCUGACGUAUCAGGUGCCGGCCACCGGCGGCCACAGGAACUACUCACCGCCGCCAGAGAUUAUAAUUACUUUCCAACCAUCGGGGUCUGUAAAGCAGUCUGCCACAGCGUGAUUUUAGGACAGUCUGGAUUAUUGUUUUCAAAGAUUUUUAUUGCUCAUUUUGUUUUUUUUUGUAAAAGAAAUUUCUGAGUGGAAUGCGACAUAGCUGUUGUCCUGUUGAUGUGCAUUUCGGCCUGAUAUCUGCGCUACCGUCCCGUGCAUUGACGAAAACUUGGUCUGGACGAUGUUAAGUCGCCCAACUGUAGCUCAAUCAUGAUGAAAUAGUUUUAUAAUUCAAAUAAUUUA
Molecule: messenger RNA, 5637 nt
Organism: Paramacrobiotus metropolitanus
Lineage: Eukaryota; Metazoa; Tardigrada; Eutardigrada; Parachela; Macrobiotidae
Exons: 9
Coding region: 149-5404 (1751 amino acids)
Biological process (GO): protein phosphorylation
Molecular function (GO): ATP binding; ADP binding; protein kinase activity
Source: RefSeq, a predicted model, not a curated record